Molecule: messenger RNA, 498 nt
Organism: Rhizoctonia solani
Lineage: Eukaryota; Fungi; Basidiomycota; Agaricomycetes; Cantharellales; Ceratobasidiaceae
Product: histidine protein methyltransferase
Exons: 2
Coding region: 1-498 (165 amino acids)
Source: RefSeq, a predicted model, not a curated record
AUGGUUCUUUUCAAAGGCCGGAGAAUCCUAUCGAGCUACUAUCCCACCUCCAUCUCCCAAACCGACUCCAAAUCCAAACUUCCCGAAGUCUCCAACCUAACACUAGAGUCCGUCCUGAAGAAGACGAAGAAGAGGCACAAGUCGGACCUGAAUCGCCUCGAGCAUAUACGACCCCCACGCAUUCGACAUGACCGAACCAGGCGACCUUGCAUUCCCCCCGCUCUUCGCUCCGCGUUCCAGGACUCGCUAUCCACACACCACAUCGAGCUCCGGUUCUUCUCUGACCCUGGGACACAUUCCACCCCGAAACGCCUACGACCUCGUCCUCACCUCGGAAACAAUCUACCAACCCACAAGUCUCCCUUCCCUCGUUCGCUUGCUCAAAGACGCGACUUGUCCAGGCGGGAAAUGUCUCGUUGCGGCCAAGAUGUGUAUUUUGGAGUUGGGGGAGGGAUACGGGAGUUGAAGUUGCGUUGGAGAAGGGUGGGUCGAGUGUGA